Messenger RNA from Callorhinus ursinus (northern fur seal), 2263 nucleotides. RefSeq names its product phosphoserine aminotransferase. Gene Ontology annotation, molecular function: O-phospho-L-serine:2-oxoglutarate transaminase activity; pyridoxal phosphate binding. NCBI's taxonomy places the organism in Eukaryota, Metazoa, Chordata, Mammalia, Carnivora, Otariidae. The record is from RefSeq and is a predicted model, not a curated record. Gene Ontology annotation, biological process: L-serine biosynthetic process. Gene Ontology annotation, cellular component: cytoplasm.
GCAGCCGACUCGCGCCGCGCACGACUCUCUCCGUUGUCCCCGUCGCCUGCGCUGCUGCACCAUGAGCGCCCCGAGGCAGGUGGUCAACUUCGGGCCCGGGCCUGCCAAGUUGCCGCGCUCGGUAUUGUUAGAGAUACAGAAAGAACUAUUAGACUACAAAGGAAUUGGGAUUAGUGUUCUUGAAAUGAGCCACAGGUCAUCAGAUUUUGCCAAGAUUAUUAACAACACAGAGAAUCUUGUGCGGGAAUUGUUAGCCGUUCCAGACAACUACAAGGUGAUUUUUGUGCAAGGAGGUGGGUCGGGCCAGUUCAGUGCUGUUCCCUUAAACCUGAUUGGCUGGAAAGCAGGAAGGUGUGCCGACUAUGUGGUGACAGGAUCUUGGUCAGCUAAGGCUGCAGAAGAAGCCAAGAAGUUUGGGACUGUGAAUAUCGUCCACCCCAAACUUGGGAGUUACACGAAAAUUCCAGAUCCAAGCACCUGGAACCUCAGCCCGGACGCUUCCUAUGUGUAUUAUUGCGCCAACGAGACCGUGCAUGGAGUGGAGUUUGACUUCAUCCCUGACGUCAAGGGAGCUGUGCUGGUUUGCGACAUGUCCUCAAACUUCCUAUCCAAGCCGGUGGAUGUUUCCAAGUUUGGUGUGAUUUUUGCUGGUGCGCAGAAGAACGUGGGCUCUGCUGGGGUCACGGUAGUGAUCAUCCGCGAUGACCUGCUGGGGUUCGCACUCCAAGAGUGCCCCUCGAUCCUGGAAUACAAAGUACAGGCUGGAAACAGCUCCUUGUACAACACGCCUCCAUGCUUCAGCAUCUAUGUCAUGGGCUUGGUCCUGGAGUGGAUUAAGAACAAUGGCGGUGCAGCAACCAUGGAGAAGCUCAGCACCAUCAAAUCGCAGAUGAUUUAUGACGUUAUCGAUAAUUCUCAAGGAUUCUACGUAUGUCCAGUGGAGCCCAAGAAUAGAAGCAAGAUGAAUAUUCCAUUCCGCAUUGGCAAUGCCAAAGGAGACGAUGCUUUAGAAAAAAGGUUUCUUGAUAAAGCUCUUGAACUCAAUAUGAUCUCCUUGAAAGGGCAUAGGUCUGUGGGAGGCAUCCGGGCCUCUCUGUAUAAUGCCGUCACGAUUGAGGAUGUUCAGAAGCUGGCGGCCUUCAUGAAGAACUUUCUGGAGAUGCAUCAGUUAUGAACACAUCUUAACCAGUGUAUACUCUGCCCUUGAACAGUGUAUAACAUUUAAAGUAACUUGGGAAUGACGACAGAAACUUAGUGAACACGGUAUUUUUCUCAAGGGAACGUGCUUAUUAUAGAUGUCAUUUUUUCAAAGAACAACAACAAAACAUCCACAGCUCUGCAGAGCUGGUGGGACUUAAAGGCCCCCACCUUAAUUCUGACUUGAACUGGAAGUUUUUUUUUUUUUUUUUAAAUCUUCCUUUAGCUUUUCUAGCGAAUUCCGGCUAACUUUGUCUUUGCUGCUACUUUUUCUGAGGAUUCAAACUUGCCUGUGGACUUAAUUAUGCAAAUCGAAGUUGCUUAUUUCUGGAGACACACAAACACAGCAUGGAGGCUGGGUAGGGACCUCUGGGUGCUGAAUCUUGAUCCUUUCCACGAUGACAGCAUUGGGGUCUCCUGGGUUCUACACCUGUUAAUUAAGGUCCACACUGCCUGUGUGGUGAGUGUUUCGGGGUUCCAGGCUGAAGGGCAAGCUGGGGGAUCUUUCUUUAUCCUGUUCUUCUCAUAAAGAGAUAAAAUUGACAUACGCUUUGUUCAUAUAGCAAAGUUUGUUUUUAAUAACAAAUAGUUUAUAUCUCUAUGCAAUCUGUUUCUAAUAAUACGGUUCUUGGUGAUGCAUGUAGAGACUUCAGAGAAUUUGUUAGAAUCCUUGACCUCACAUAUGACGAGUUAACAUUUUCAGUGGUGUCUCUCCCCUCCCCGUUCCCUCUUCAAAAAACUGCUUCACCAGAUUUUGAUGUUCCCUGAUUCCCUUUUAUGUUCCUUUUAGUGGGUAGAAGGUUGGUUGGUUGCCCUUUGUUCUUUAUUUUUCAGUUAGGCUGUUAAAUUAAAAUUCUCUGUUAAACUCCCUUCUUGUUGGUUCACUUGACAGUUCUCUUUAUAGUGUUUGACCAGUGGUGCUGUGCGUUCCGGAAGAUCUUUGCUGAAGAGUCUUUUCCCUCUUGUUUAUCCAUUGUCAGUAUUUUCUCUUGACUGUGUGGAGGACAUGAAAGUCCUAAAACAUCUAAACCUUUGUCAAUAAAUUUCUUCACCUGCUAUGUAGUAA